GGAUUAUGGAGGGGAACUUGACAUACCUGCCAGGCAGAGAUGGCUCCAAGGAUAUAUUGGUGGGUUACACAGCACCAAUAUCUAACUCCUCUGCAGCCUACGAAUAUGCCUUCUUCUACCCAGAACUGGACAUGAACUGUGAUCUUGAAAAUAUUCCAGCGUUUGCAUCUACCUUUUUUCCGGUGCUGUACUCCCUACUGUUCGUGACUGGCCUUGUGGGAAAUGCUUUGGUUGUUUGGGUCCUAACAGUCUUCAAGAAAGUCAGGGCCAUGACUGACGUGUACCUGCUGAACCUCUCCAUCUCUGACCUUCUCUUUGUUUUCUCCCUCCCCUUCUUGGUUCAGUACUCCAUCGUGAACCAGUGGACUUUUGGAAAUGUGAUGUGUAAAAUCAUCAGCUCAGCUUACUUCAUUGGUUUCUACAGCAGCACCUUCUUCAUAACCAUCAUGAGCAUUGACAGGUACUUGGCCAUUGUCCAUUCUGUCUACGCUCUACGAGUCCGGACGACUGCCCAUGGGGUUAUCAUCAGCCUAGUUCUCUGGGUAAUUGCGAUUUUAGCAUCAGCACCAGAGUUAAUUUUUUUCCAGGAAAUGAAUUACAAUAACGAGACUAAGUGCAUCCCUCACUAUCCUGACAAUAACAAUGGCUGGAAGACUUUCAGUAAUUUUGAAGUCAAUGUCCUGGGGUGGCUGGUCCCUGUUGGUGUCUUCAUUUUCUGUUACCACAGCAUCUUGAAAAACCUGCAGAAGUGCCAUACUCAGAAUAAGUACAAAGCAAUGAAACUGGUUUUUAUUGUCGUCAUUGUGUUCUUUCUCUUCUGGACCCCUGUCAACAUUGUGCUUUUUCUGGACUCUCUGAGGAACAUGUACAUCAUUGAUGACUGCCAGACAAGCCAAAGGCUAGACCUAGCCAUGGAGCUGGCUGAGGCACUCUCCUUCGUCCACUGCUGCCUCAACCCGGUCAUCUAUGCCUUCGUGGGUGAGAAGUUCAAGAAGCAUCUCCGUGAAGCUUUCAGAAAAUACACACAUUUUCUGUUGAUCUGCAAAGACUACAGUGCUUUCGAUGGGCACAGCCUGGACAAGCACUCCUCUCUGCAUGUGACAUCCUCACAGUCGUCUUUUGUUGGCGCUGUCUUGUAG
This is a messenger RNA of Athene cunicularia (burrowing owl), 1139 nucleotides long. RefSeq names its product C-C chemokine receptor type 8-like. The record is from RefSeq and is a predicted model, not a curated record. The transcript has 2 exons. Gene Ontology annotation, molecular function: chemokine receptor activity. Lineage: Eukaryota; Metazoa; Chordata; Aves; Strigiformes; Strigidae. Gene Ontology annotation, cellular component: membrane. Gene Ontology annotation, biological process: G protein-coupled receptor signaling pathway; chemotaxis; immune response. Bases 6 to 1139 code for a protein of 377 amino acids.